UUGCGAAGUUGUGUUUUGGCGGGGAACCGAAAGGAAAUGAUGGCUGCCCCCGUUCACCGAGCUCUACGAUUUCGUCCAACUAAUGAUCCCUCCCCGUUAGCGUUUUACGCAGUUCUCUAAUGCCGUUCGAUUAUUUUCAGAGCAGUUGUAGCUGCAGCCUUACUGAUUGUUUUCUAGGCACGCUAGUCGAAGUAUUUUUCUGGUUUUGGUAGUCGGUACUGACCCGGUGCUUUGACAGUAUGCAGAGCGGCACCCGCCCCCAGCUUGCUUGGCAGAGGGAGCAUAUGUGGCUGGCUCUGCAGGGAUUGGGGUUCGAGUCGGGCGUGGCGGCAACUAUUGCAGGCAAGACCCUGGCCCAUGUAACGUUUGGAGAAAACAUGUUCGACAAGCCAAAUAAGGAUGCAUUUUAUGUGGUCUUUCACUUUCUUUUUGGAAAGCUGGAUAAUAUGCGAUGCAAGGAGGUUUUCAGGUAUUGUUGGCCUCCAAUAGAAAAGAAGAGAGAUGCUGAAUUCAGAAAAGCAUGCUAUGAAUGGCUUAAAAAAAUUUCUGAUGAAGUUGGUGCUGGCUUUCCUCAAGUGGUGGCUUCAAUAUUUCUCUCACCUGGUGGUCCCAAGUUUGUGCAUCUCUUGUAUCAUUUUGCAAGAUAUGUUAUGUUACAGCAUAUUAAAAGAGAUGCUAAUGGUGCCAGUGUUUUUAUCUCUGAAGCUCUGCAGUGUAAAAUUCAAGACCCCCAGAAAGCAUUGGCAAGAAAUAAGGUGGCUCGCCAGAAGUAUUUAAUGGUUUUGCAGAGAGAGAACCUUGUUAUCAAAGAAUAUCAAAGAAAAGCCCAGUUACUCAUAAAACAAAUAAGGGACAUGCGUUCAGAACAUGUUGCAUUGCAGAACCAACAAAUAAUGAUUGAAAAGGUAAACGGUAACAUCAGUGAUAAGGAUGAAAAUAUUCUUAAGAUACGGUGUAUGUGGAAUGCUGUUAUGCAAAUGUUAAAGAUGAUUGAAAAGGAAGUGGAUGUUGUGGAUGCUGUGGUCAGAGGUAACAUCGAUCAGUAUUCUUUAGAUGGAACAAACACAACCUUAAACAUCCCAAAUCUGCUGAUAUCCAGAAUUGAAAGUGAAAUGCACAGGUUGCAAAUGGAGAAUGUCUAUGAAGCCGGAAAAGUAAAUCUUUUAACAGUUGUUCAGUUGCUAAAUGAAGCUCUAAAACUGGUAAAUGGAGAACGCUGUCUACAUGACUGCAAAGAAAUUCAUCUAGAUCUACAGUAUCUUAAUGGGAAAGCAAAGUUUGAGAGUGAGGUUUUAACAAGACUGAGAAAUAUGAGGCAAAAAAUAAAACGUGAAGAUCUGAUGUCUAUUGAAAAAUCUAUUUCAGACAAAGAAAGAGAAUGGGAAAGAAAAUGGGAAAAGAUCCUUGGGAAGUCUCCUUUCAGUCUAUUAAAAGGACUAAACCCAGCACUAGAAUUGAACCCUCCUAUGGCCCCUUUUUCAUUUGACCCUGCUUCAGAGGAAGUACUGAAAAGUAGUGUAUUUUGUCAUUACCCAGCUUCUUUGCCUGAUUAUUCUCACAAAGAGAAGGCCUUAAAGGACUUAAAUCAAGAUCAUGGCGGAGAGUUAUUACAAAGGUUAAUCGGUGCCACAGUUUUAACACCCUCUGGAAGGAACUCUUCACGUGGAAUUGCAACUCCAAUUAGACGCAGAAUGUCUCUAAAUGAAAAAGAUUUUAAGACUCCAAACAUGAAUGAUCGAACUGGGUUCCAAAGAACUCCAAGUUCUUCAGUACAGAAGAGAAGGUCUGAUGUGAGCUGGAAAACUGCAGCAAAUAGUCCAUUGCCCCAUACACCAACACCUUGUAAACAAGAUCCCAAGAAUAUGGCACGGCAGCAGCUUGCUCAGCAGGUUGCCGACUACAUUGUUUCUGAAACGCCUAGAUCAUCAGGAGGAAGGGGAAUGGAGCUGGAUGACUUAUUAGGCAUUUUAUCCUCAGAUCCCUUCUUAUCAAGGAAAGAGAUCCCUAGAACUCCUGAAAAUUUAAUUUCAGAUAUUAGAAGUUCAUGGAGAAAAGCUAUCCAGAGUGAAGAAUCUUCAGAUGUUGCAAGCCCUGUGCCAGCUCCAUGCAUGGAUUCGACAGCAGAACUAGAAUCUGCACAUUGCAGUCAAAUAGAUUUGAGCAUGGCCUGCUUUCUGUCUACUUCUCAUGCUUCAGAUCAAAAUGAUUGCUCAGGAACAAGAAUUCCUCCUAAUACCAGUGGAACUUGUGCUCCUAGUCUUCACAGUGAUGUUGGUCACCAGGAAAUAAGUCAUCAGAAAAGUGAAAUUGAUUCAUUAAAGCCAGGAGAUUUGAGUCUUCCUAUAAAGGAAAGUAGGCAUGCUGAUACACUGAUAAAUCUCCUUGAUGACAAAAUUGAAGAAAAUGAGAAUGCUGACACAAUGAUCAAACCAACAGAAAAUAAAAACAAAAUUGUUUUUGGCAACCAGUCAAUUAGUAAAUUAAUUGACAAAACAAUGUUUAUUUCUGUCUCUGGUCAAGAAAAUCUGUCUGCACAUACAACUCUCUCAUGGAAUUCAUCAAAUGUGUUAACUUGUGAUAGUAGUUCAGACAACCAUGAGGUAAUCCAGUUUGGAAUUUUGCAUGAAACCCUGCCUGAGAAUGCUGGGAAUGUAAGUCUUAAUAGCACACUUGGUUCAUGGGGUAAUGAACAUUUUGAGAAAAGUGAUUUACCAGACCAUGACUUUACCUUUGAUAUAAAUGAACAUUCAUCCAGAAGUGUGGAGGGUAAAAUGGAUAUACAUUCUAUUCGCAGUCGGUAUGAAGCCCUCAAACGGACUUUAACAUCUUUGACAGAUGAAGAGCAUCAUGGUGAUAAUGACACCUCUAGUAUGAGGUUUACCAAGCAUAAAUCUGAGUCAAGUCUCACACUUGGAUCUGCUGUGUACAGCCCUGUGGAAAAAGCUUUAACAUUGGACUUGGAGUAUUUAACUACUCCCUCACCAAAGGACAGAAAACUUUCUCUCCCACAACUGAUAUCUUUUUCUCCAGAAAACAUUAGUUCAGAGAAGCAAGCAGACCUUUUAGAUGUUUUUGAGCCCCAAGAUUUCGAAAACCCAAAUAAAACCUUUGAUUUUAUGAGCUCUGGUUUAGACCUCCAUAAAAGCACAGAUGAAGGCCUGGAACAGCUAAUUAAAUUAUGAAGUUAUGGUUGUAUGUCUGACAAAUCUGUAAGAUAUGUUGAUAGUUAAUAUUUAUGAAUAAACAAACCUCAGUUUAAUGAGUUGAAAAGCCGCCAUAUACCUUUUCCUUCCCUCAGUAAUGAGUAAUGUGCAGUGCUAAAUGGCAAACACAGGUUGCUUUUAAAAACAUUCCGUUAUGAGUGACAUGCUAGAAAGCAGAAAUUGAAUCAAUCUCCCUUUAUUAGAUUUUGUUAAAGGUGUUGAUAAGGUUAAAUGAUUCUUUCAAUUAACUUAUUUUGAUGUGAGGUUUCAUCUCUCCAUUUUGCUUAUGAAGAGUAAGAUUAAUAAUAAAAGUAACUAUUUUUCCCUCAGAGCAAAUAUGCUUUGCUGUAUUUAGAAAUUGAAUUUUGUACACAUUUCUGAAUUAAUAUCUAAUUCAAGGGUAACCACACCACCUUUGGAUUAGUGAAAAUUUGCACUUUUAAUCUGUCAGUGAAAAUAUGGCAAGCUGGAUUUUCUAAGUAAAAAUCUUCUAUAUACACUGAAUAUUAAAGUCUUUAUUAAAUGGAUAAAGAUGAAUUAAAGGUUUACAGAGUUAGCCACAUAGUAACCCUUGCAUUUUAUAGUGAUUUCAGAUUUCUUUGUCAUAAAACAUAUCCACUCACAACUCAAACUGGUAAAUACCUCCCAAAAGCCCUUUCAUUUGAACACUAUUAAGGGCUGUCCUGAACUUUUUUUUACUGGCACUCUAAAAUAGACAUGGUAGGAGUUGUCUUACAUUAUAUCAAUAUUUCAGUUUUUCUCUUACUUUGCACAACUUGUUUCAAUAAAUUAGUCAUGUAUCAGAUGUUUUGAGCACCUAAAAACCUGAAGGAAAUAGUCUUUUUUUUUUUUUUUUUUUUCCUUUGAAAGAGGUUUUAUUUAUUUAAUGUAAUUAAAUUUAGACUAACUUUAGUUAUACUAACUUUAGCUAGUAAUGUGGCCUAAACUAAAAUAGUCUAAUUCAGUUUCUUCUGAAUAAUGGUGUGAGACAAAAACCAAUAAAUAUUUUCAAAAGGA
Xenopus tropicalis (tropical clawed frog) is the source of this 4220-nucleotide messenger RNA. It is a transcript of the gene haus6, whose product is annotated as HAUS augmin like complex subunit 6. Gene Ontology annotation, cellular component: HAUS complex. Gene Ontology annotation, biological process: spindle assembly. The record is from RefSeq and is marked validated. NCBI's taxonomy places the organism in Eukaryota, Metazoa, Chordata, Amphibia, Anura, Pipidae.